Molecule: messenger RNA, 3966 nt
Organism: Lottia gigantea (owl limpet)
Lineage: Eukaryota; Metazoa; Mollusca; Gastropoda; Lottiidae
Exons: 37
Coding region: 1-3966 (1321 amino acids)
Cellular component (GO): exosome (RNase complex); nucleus
Molecular function (GO): protein binding
Source: RefSeq, a predicted model, not a curated record
AUGGAGAUCACUGGAGUGGGCCUUGAGAAAUUCCACGAGGAUUUAAUUGCUGCGCAAUAUGAAUAUCGUCAUUAUUAUUAUUAUUAUUAUUUUAAAAAGAGUAUAGAAUUUCCAGAAGAUUAUUAUUCAAGUGUUAACUCAGAACAGCAAAACAAUGGAGCUACCUGGGUACAAGAUCCUGUAUAUAACACCAACUCAGUGUAUCCAGGGCUUCAACAAACCACAUCUUUGAUUCAGUCUACAUCUCUGAUUGAUGGUGUUCCUCUAAUGAUUGACCCCCCUCCCCCACCACCAGAUGUACCUCCAGAACCUGAAGAAGAACCCAGGCCACCACUUCCUCCUCUAGAAGAUGAUGAUGAAGAAACAGCAUUAAUGAGAGAACAACUUCUUAAGUCUUUGAUGGAGAAAAGGAAGGAAAAAGAAAUGAAAAAUAAGAAUGUGUCUGUUACUGUACAGGAAGCUGCUUCAGUUACAAAUUACGAUAAAGGGGUGACAGACCCAAAAACAAUGGCAGAAUAUGGCGAAGUCUUUCCUGUUACAAGUUAUGAUAGAAUCGUUCCUGAAACAAGUUACGAUAAAGAGAUUCCAGUUGUAAGAUAUGAUCCAGCACCAAUGCCUUCCCAAAUUCAGAGAACCGCAGUAUUUAAUGAUAGUCCUACCUACAGUCCAACAUAUAGUACAAUAUAUACUACUACUACUAUACAACAAGUUACUUAUAAUCCUUAUUCUACUUUAUCAUCGUUGCCAAAACAUAAACCAGUUGUGAUAAAUAUGUAUGAUAGUUCUAGUGAGGAAGAUGAAGAUUAUAUGAUGAAUGUCAAUCAUUUACCUGCCCCGCCUUCAACUUCCUUAUUAGGUGGUUUAGAUGAUUUCUUAAAAGAGGCUCGCAAGUCUGUUGAGGUGAAUUCUGCUGCAGAAAAAACAAAAAUACAAAUGUUGAAAGUAAAAGAAGUACAAGGUUUUGAGAAAGAAAUGUCAAAACAAAGAGAAAUGAUAACUAAAGAUCAGACGAUGUUAAAAUUAUAUACUGGUAGAGCUAAUAAAUAUCUAACUAGUUUAAAAACAGCUACAGAUAAAGUCAAGUCUUUACGUGAACAGUUGUUAGCAGCAGAGAAAAUAGCACAAGCUAAUAAACAACAACUAGAGCAAGCCAAAAAACAGGCCCAUCAAGUAAAAGACAGAUUAUUAAAAAGCAAGGAAAAGUUAAAAGAGUUAGAAGAAAAGACCAUGGAUCUUGGUAAUGAAGUUUAUGGAGAGAGAUAUCAGCCACGUUUGAUAACAGUACAGAAGCCAACAGCUAAUAAUAAUAAAAAUAAUGGCAAUAAACAGAAACGUAAAACAGCUAAUAUUUCUAUUACUGUGAACAAUGAUCUUGCUGUAAAGAAAUCCAAGUUGGAUAAUAAUGAAUUCUCCCAAAACGUGAAGAGUAAAGAAAAUGCACCACCAGUCAAGUUACAUCCAAAGAAAGCCUUAGCAGCUGAGAGACUGGUGCAAGAGAAAAAACGUCUGCAACAGUUGGAAAAAGAAUAUGCUGAAAAGAUCAGAGCACUGAAAGAAGCUCAAGCAGUCAAAGCCAUCCAAACUGGCGCAAGUUUGAAAUCCAAGAAAAAAUUCAAAAAACCAACGUCACCAGAGGUGGAUUUGGAUGCUAUAAAACUUGGAGGGAAUGAGUCUGUGGGAGAGAUGUGUUUACCUAAACCCAGACGACGUUCCUUAGCAGACAUGAACUCCAGUACCAAACCUAAUGUAACUACUCCUGACAAACAUAAGUCAUUUUUUGCUGCAGCACCUACCAAGGUACCCACACCUAUGACAUUAAAAAUACCCAGUGGUAACCAACUGAAUAAUCUUUGUAAACUUCAGAAAGAAAAGAUUGAGAAGAUAUUAAAAAAUAGUAAAUCUAUAACAUGGUGUGUGAGAAGACAUAAUAAACAAUAUCCUGCUAUAUCUUCCCCUGUUAUACAGGUAAUUAUUUUAUAUAAUAAAUCUAUAAUAGAUAUAAUAAACAAUAUCCUGCUAUAUCUUCACCAGAAAUACAGAUAUAAUAAACAAUAUCCUGCUAUAUCUUCCCCUGUUAUACAGGUAAUUAUUUUAUAUAAUAAAUCUAUAAUACAUAUGAUAAACAAUAUCCUGCUAUAUCUUCACCAGAAAUACAGAUAUAAUAAACAAUAUCCUGCUAUAUCUUCACCAGAAAUACAGGUAAUUAUUUUAUAUAAUAAAUCUAUAAUAGAUAUGAUAAACAAUAUCCUGCUAUAUCUUCACCAGAAAUACAGAUAUAAUAAACAAUAUCCUGCUAUAUCUUCACCAGUAAUACAGAUGAAAGGUUUAGAUAUACAGAAGAACAGUAAACCAAAGAUAAAGGAUACCAGCAGUGAAUUAACUAAAUUACCUUACACCAGUCCUUUAUUACAGUUUCAAGCAUAUAGAUUGAGUUCAUAUUUCCGUACAAAAGAAAAUAAGUCUAUAUUAUCAUCAACCUACAGUAAUAAAAUAGAUAUGAAUAAGAUUUUGUGUAGAUAUGACUUACAGGGUAAAUGUAAUGAUGAUAAGUGUCAGGGCCAACACAUUAGAGAUACUGUAUUAACAGAUAAAUCUAUAAUGGAAGAUAUUGUUUCAAACUGUCCAAAAUUAGCAGGAAUUACCAAAUCUACCCCAAUAGAGGAAUAUCCUGCCUAUAUUAGUAAAUAUGUAGAUGGUAUAAUAAAACAACAUGGUAAUAAAAUGACCAAUGAUCAGAUCUGUUUAUUAUUAAUAUCUAAAGUCAAUGAGGCUUCUGGACAUGUGCCUCCAUUUACAAUGUUUUAUGAAAGUAGAAACUGGAGACCAACUGCAGUAGAAGAAAACUGUACUGCACUGACUAAUUAUAAACCUGAAAUUCCAGCAAAUAUAAAUACAAGAUUAAAAUCUGAAGAUGAUAUUAUUAAAGAAGAAGAUAUAAGAUAUUUUAUUAAAGAUGAUAAUGAAAUGUUAGAUAUGGAGAGUGGAGUAUUAGAUGACCCUACUAAUAUACCUUUAUGGAUUAAACUGUCCUAUAAAAAACUCAAUGAUUCUGAUAGGAACAGCAAAUCAAGUUUAGAUAAGGCAUUACAUGUAUUAGCUCGAGGUAUUGAAUCUAAUAAGACUAAUAGUGAUUUGUGGCAUCAUUAUUUAUUACUAUAUAAACAUCAUGUUCAUAGUGAGAAGGAUAUUGUAGAAAUAUAUAAUACAGCUUUACAAUUAUCACCCAGUUAUGAUAUAUACUGGAUGUAUUUAGAGUGGAGUACAGGUUACAGUAAUAAAGACAGUAUAUGUGAUAAAAUAAUAGAAUACCUCACAUCUACUGACAGUCUACCAUUAGAACAACAUUCACAUUAUUUACUAGAAAUCAUACUGUAUAAAGUCACACUAGCUGUUCAAACUGGUCGUUUUAAAACUGGUCUAAAUUUUAUACAGAGCAUAAUCAAGGCUAAUACAAAGACAGAUAGAAGUGAACUGUUGAAUAUUUUGAAUAUUGGUGAUAAAUCUGUACUUUGGAUUAGUUACAUUCAUCUUCUAGAAUACCACCAUCUACCUUCAUCAUUAUAUAGUUCUAAUAAUCAAAAUCCAGGUCAUAUUUUAGACAAGACAAGACAAUACAAUGUGAGUAAAUCAUUAUAUAGUUCUAAUAAUCAAAAUCCAGGUCAUAUUUUAGACAAGACAAGACAAGACAAGACAAGACAAGACAAGACAAGACAAGACAAGGUGAUUAAAUCAUCAUUAUAUAGUUCUAAUAAUCAAAAUCCUAGUCAUAUUUUAGACAAGAGUAAUUUGAUGAUAGAAUGGAAACCAGUAGAAGAAUUGUUGACAUCUGUUGAUCUAUUGAUAGAGUAUUUCUGGCAGGCUGUAGAGCAGUGUUCUGGUGGAUUAACAGAUAGUAAUCUUAAUCUACUUUAUUGUCAAACUAUUUUUGAUAACUUCAUAGCCUUCUUAUCUUCCGUGUCUAGGUGA